Drosophila ficusphila is the source of this 881-nucleotide messenger RNA. It is a transcript of the gene Rrp40, whose product is annotated as exosome complex component RRP40. Gene Ontology annotation, cellular component: nuclear exosome (RNase complex); cytoplasmic exosome (RNase complex). Gene Ontology annotation, molecular function: RNA binding. The record is from RefSeq and is a predicted model, not a curated record. Gene Ontology annotation, biological process: poly(A)-dependent snoRNA 3'-end processing; nuclear polyadenylation-dependent rRNA catabolic process; U4 snRNA 3'-end processing. The transcript has a single exon. Bases 133 to 831 code for a protein of 232 amino acids. NCBI's taxonomy places the organism in Eukaryota, Metazoa, Arthropoda, Insecta, Diptera, Drosophilidae.
CCUGUUAAGUCAGGGCUGCCAAAAUUACUUGCAGUGUUGGCUAACGUCUGUCCUCUGCCGCCCAUAUGUUUUGAACGACACACGCGGAUUUUUUGUUUGGAGUUCCUAAGUUUUGGAGAAAUAUCUAUAAAAAUGACGACAACCAGCACAAUAGUUAUGCCCGGCGAAAGAAUAACGGCCAUUGAGGAGUUGGCCAAGAGCAAGCGGGUGAUCCUGGGACCGGGACUGCGCCGACAGGACGAAACGGUGGUGGCCAGCAAAGCGGGUCCUCUGCGUCACAAGGAACCGAGUACUUUUUGGGUGGACAACUACCAGAGGAGAUAUAUUCCAGCACGAGGAGAUCUGGUCCUGGGCAUAGUUCGUUCCAAGGCUGGUGAUCUGUAUCGCGUGGAUAUCGGAGCAGCAGAUACGGCCUCCAUUUCCUACCUGGCCUUUGAAGCGGCUACCAAGAAGAACCGUCCGGACUUGAAUCCCGGCGAUUUAAUCUACGCAAGAGUUCUGAAUGCCAGUGCAGAUAUAGAACCGGAAUUGGUGUGCGUCAACUCCGUGGGCAAACGUGGCAAGCUGGGCGUCCUCGCCGAGGGAUUCUUUUUUAAGUGCAGCUUGAAUCUGGGCAGGAUGCUUCUGCGGGAGAAUUGCCCCGUCCUCGCGGCUCUGACCCGCGAACUGCCCUACGAGAUCGCGGUGGGAGUCAAUGGAAGGAUCUGGCUGAAGGCCCACUCCCUGAAGGAAACCAUUGCCCUGGCCAAUGCCAUUGUGGCUCUGGAGCAAACGGGCUGUGCGGAAAUCGACAAAAUAUGCGACAACCUCGGUGACUUCCUGCAGGCUUAGGAUUAGUUCUUAGUGUACUUACAUUUUAUAUUAAAAGAAACAUAGCCAAA